AUGGCGAAAUCCAUGAGUCUCCUUGCCGCUGGCGCUGCUGGCGCCUACCUCUGCAGCGAGGCCUUUGUGCCAGGUGUUGGUGUUGCACGUGCUCAGGCAAACCAGGCACCAAUCUCUCAGAUCCGCAAGAGCAGCAGCGGAUUCGCCACCAGCACCGUUCUGGGUGUGGCCGCUGCUGGCGCAGUGGCUGCGGCCACUGGUGGCGCUGCACGCGGACGCAAGACUGUGUGCAGGUCCUUUGAGAAUGAGUCCGGCGUGACCCUGCCCUUCAAGUUCUUUGAUCCUCUGGGCAUGUCCAAGGAUGGCGAUGCAGAGACCUUCCGGCGACGUCGUAUUGCAGAGAUCAAGAACGGCAGAGUUGCCAUGUGGGCCUGCAUGGGUUAUAUUGUUCCUGAGUACUUCCGAUGGCCCGGCUACUGCUCUCCAUCAACAGACUUGAAGUUUGCCGACAUUCCCAACGGAAUCCAGGCCUUGUACAAGCUGCCUGCCGAGGGCUGGGCACAGAUCGCUGUCUUCAUUGGCUUCUUGGAGCUCUUCCCUGGAAGGCAGGAGGCAGAUCGAAUCCCAGGUGACUUGGUUGGCUUCGGGAAGCUCGGUUUGCCGCUGCCCAAGAAGGCCGAGCCUGAUGUCAAUAGCCGAUCCCUGGAUGCUGAGAUCAACAACGGACGAUUGGCGAUGGUGGCCAUCACUGGGAUGAUCUCCCAGAAUGCCUUCUUCGGCACCACCGGGCCUGACAUGUGGCUGCCUUCCUCCGCCUUUGAAGGCGAGUUGGGCGUGCAGGCACCCGUGGGGUUCUGGGACCCCUUGGGCCUGUCUGCUGAUGGCGACGUCAGAGCCCCAUGUAGCGGAGUUGACACCUUCAAGCGCCGCCGCGCCGCGGAAUUGAAGCACGGACGCAUUUGCAUGUUGGCAUGCGUUGGCUACAUCGUCCCUGAGUACUUCCGCUGGCCCGGCUACCUCUCUCCAGAGAAGGGCAUCAAGUUCGCUGACAUGCCUCAUGGCAUUGCGGCGAUCUCCAAGGUGCCUCUGGAGGGCUGGGUUCAGAUCGUGCUCUUCUUGGGCCACUAUGAGGGCUACUUCUGGCGCCAGGACCCAAAGCGUGCCCCAGGUGACUAUGAAGGCUAUGGCUUCCUUGGUGCUGGCAAGAACUUCAUCUUCAACUUCGAGCCUAUUGAGUUCAAGGACCCCGAGGUUCGCAAAACCAAGCUGAGAGCCGAGAUCGCCAAUGGGCGACUGGCGCGGGCCUUGGUGAACUCCUUUCGGGGCGAUGGUUGCAUUGAUGGCCAUGCUCUUCCAGAAUGGCACUGUUGGCACCACUGGCCCAGCCAUGUGGCUGCCACCGGCAUAGGUUCACAGCGCAGCUUUGCACACCACAUCCAAAAGGCCAAGAAUUUGAGCCUCCUGGCCGCUGGCGCAGCUGGCGCCUACCUUUGCAGCGAGGCUUUCGUGCCUGGAGCCGCUCCUAGCACUGCACAGGCUGCCAGCACCUCCCACCUUCGGGGCUUGUCCCGUGGCAGCAGCAGCAGCAGCGGCCUUGUGACCAGUGGUGCUGCUGCCCUGUGCAUCGUGGCAGCCGGGGCGGCGCGAAGUCGCAAGACCACAGUGUGCAAAUCCUUCGAGAACGAAUCUGGUGUCACUCUGCCUUUGAAGUUCUUUGAUCCUCUGGGCAUGUCCAAGGAUGGUGAUCAAGACACCUUCCGCCGCCGACGCAUCGCUGAGAUCAAGAAUGGUCGCGUCGCCAUGUGGGCUUGCAUGGGUUAUAUUGUUCCAGAGUACUUCCGAUUUCCUGGCUACUGCUCUCCCUCAACAGACCUGAAGUUUGCGGACAUCCCCAACGGCAUCCAGGCGCUGUACAAAGUGCCUGCAGAGGGCUGGGCGCAGAUCGCUGUCUUCAUCGGCUUCUUGGAGCUCUUCCCUGGAAGGCAGGAGGCAGAUCGAAUCCCAGGUGACUUGGUUGGCUUCGGGAAGCUCGGUUUGCCGCUGCCCAAGAAGGCCGAACCUGAUGUCAAUAGCCGAUCCCUGGAUGCUGAGAUCAACAACGGACGAUUGGCGAUGGUGGCCAUCACUGGGAUGAUCUCCCAGAACGCCUUCUUCGGCACCACCGGGCCUGACAUGUGGCUGCCUUCCUCCGCCUUUGAAGGUGAGUUGGGUGUCCAGGCUCCCGUCGGAUUUUGGGAUCCUUUGGGCCUUUCAGCCGACGGCGAUGUUGACACCUUCAAGCGCCGCCGCGCCGCAGAGUUGAAGCACGGCCGCAUUUGCGCCUUGGAAGUUGUUGGCUACAUCGUGCCAGAGUACUUCCGCUGGCCCGGCUACCUGUCCCCUGAGAAGGGCAUCAAAUUUGCUGACAUGCCUCAUGGCAUUGCAGCAAUCUCCAAGGUGCCUCUGGAGGGUUGGGUUCAGAUCGUGCUCUUCUUGGGCCACUAUGAGGGCUACUUCUGGCGCCAGGACCCCAAGCGUGCCCCAGGUGACUAUGAAGGCUACGGCUUCCUGGGUGCGGGCAAGAACUUCAUCUUUAACUUUGACCCCAUUGAGUUCAAGGAUCCUGAGGUGAGGAAAACCAAGCUGUCGGCCGAGAUUGCCAACGGCCGCUUGGCCAUGGUUGCCUUGAUGGCAAUGCUCUUCCAAAACGGCACAGUGGGCACCACCGGCCCUGCAAUGUGGCUGCCUGCUGCCUAG
Molecule: messenger RNA, 2676 nt
Organism: Cladocopium goreaui
Lineage: Eukaryota; Dinophyceae; Suessiales; Symbiodiniaceae
Source: the annotation of a GenBank genome assembly